GCUAGCUCUUGCCUGCGCCGGCGAUUUUUGCACCACGAGCGGGCUCUGCAGUGCGUCUGUUCCUUCAAGGCCGCAGCGCUGCGGAUGCUAGGCACUUAAAUUGCACAGGUGCAAACGAGUGCACAGCAUCAUCGCCACCAGCCCUGCAGCAUGAAUGCACUGGUAGAGAGCCUCUUGGCACCCGCACCCGAAGUCGACCCCGAGGACGCGACGAACUUCGACGACGGCACCGCUGCGCGGACGUCAACGGGUUUCAAGGCGGGCGAGGACCUGGCCGUGAUCCCCAAGCGGCGCCUCGUUGAUGAUGGAGAGGCCCCCGUGGGCCUGGCGAAGUCGUCGCGCGCGGAGUUGUUUGACGACGGACUCGAUAGUGGCGACGACGACGUGGUCGCUGAGGACGACGACGACAUCGACGAAGCGAUUUACGGUGACGACGACAACGACGAGAGCGACGAGAGCGAUGAGCCGCAAGCGACCCGGCAGAUGAGCGUCUUCAGCAAGACGGACGACGGCGUCGACGAUCUGCUGGACUCCUUCGACGCCGAGGACCAGGCGGGCGCCGCGAAGGCCGCGGAGAAGGCACCCGCGAAGACCCGAGCGGCGCGCUGCGCUCGCGCUCACGCCGACUUGGAAGCGGACGUCUUGGAGUUCCGGGUGUUGCUGGAAGGGGCGCUAAGGGCGGCAGCAAAAGUAGAACCGGGCCAAUGCGACCCCGACGCGGCGGCGGCGUGCCAGCAGCUCUGCGCCGCGUUCUUGGAGCUGCGCGACGCGGCGUCGGGCGUCGAAGAGCGCGAGCGGGACAUCGCCGACGCCGACGCGUUGUGGGAGGAAUUAGAAGAGGGUCACCGGCAGAAGCGGCCGAAGUGGGAGGCCGCGGCCGAGGCGUGGCGAAGGAAGACGCAUCUCGGGGCGGCGCAGGCUUCCAUGGGGCUGAAAGCGACCAAUUUGGGCCCCUUCGAACAGGCGCGCCUCGCCGCGACGCAGGACGAGGAGCGCGCGCGGAAGAAGAUGCACCCGAAGAGGCCCGACGGCUCGCCGAACGUCGAGUUCUACGACGACGCCGGCUUAUACAAGGCGUGGCUCCGCGACUACGCGUCCCGGAGCGGUUCGCGCAAAGGCGGCAGCGCCGUGCCAAUGCAGCAGCGCUCCUCGGGCGGCGGCGUGUCUCGAGGCUCGAAGGGCCGCGGCCUGCGCUUCGAGGCCCACGAGAAGCUGAAGAACUUCAUGUUCCCCGUGCCGCGCGCGCCGCCGCCGGUGGACGUUGAUAUGCUGGUGGCGAGUCUGUUUAAGUAAGGAUAUUGUCG
Messenger RNA from Pelagomonas calceolata, 1304 nucleotides. The record is from the annotation of a GenBank genome assembly. Lineage: Eukaryota; Pelagophyceae; Pelagomonadales; Pelagomonadaceae.